Molecule: messenger RNA, 2501 nt
Organism: Danio aesculapii
Lineage: Eukaryota; Metazoa; Chordata; Actinopteri; Cypriniformes; Danionidae
Gene: ankrd49
Product: ankyrin repeat domain 49
Exons: 3
Coding region: 66-728 (220 amino acids)
Molecular function (GO): protein binding
Source: RefSeq, a predicted model, not a curated record
ACUUGCACCACUCGUAAGUGUUGUGACUUCAACGUGAAGACGGCUGGUUAUAUCUUAUUUUCUUGAUGGACUUCCCAGAAGGCUUCAACCAGCUGGAGCUGCUGGAUUCACCUGAUCAUGUGAUUCCCAUGGGGACGCGGAGCGGUUGGGCGGACGAGGAAGAAGGAGAGGAUGAGGAUGAAGCCAUGCACACAGAGGAAUGGUAUCAGCAACAGGAGCUUCGUUUACAGGACACUCCCUCUGAACUGAUAUUAUGGGCUGCCGAGAGGAACAGAUUUGCAACAGUGGAGCGUCUUAUUGCGUUGGACCCGACGCUUGUCAACUGUCACGAUAGCGACGGCUACACCCCUCUGCACCGCGCUGCCUACAGUGGCCAUCAUGACGUGGCGUCUGCUCUUUUAAAAGCUGGAGCGAAUCUCCACGCGAGAACAGCCGACGAUUGGAUGCCGCUACAUAGUGCCUGUCGCUGGGGUCACGCUAACGUAGCAUCUCUUCUUUUGCAGUGGGGGUCAGAGAUCAAUGCUGUGACAGCAGGUCGACUCACAGCACUACAGCUGGCCGCUGGAAAUGCCGCCGCUGGGAAAACCAUUGAGCUUUUAUUAUCACAGCGCACCCUACAGGCGGGACUGAAAAACAGCGCAGGAGAGACGGCAUACGAUAUCGCACAUCGCACAAGUGAACAUCACAGGUUGUUCGAGAUCGCAGAGCCGUGUAAUAACGUAUAUUGAUAUAUUUACGUGUUAGCUUAGCAUUAAACUUUUGAUGGCUUAUGACAUCGUACAAGUGAACAUGAGUUUUUGUUUGCGUUCGCAGAGCUUUGUAAUAACAUGUAUCGAUGUAUAAACUUUGGUGUCUUAUGAUGACAUUGCGCAAGUGAACAUAAUUUUAGUUAUUUAAUUUUUUCGCAAUCGCAGAGCCUUUAAUUUAUUAUCAACAAAUGCCGUCAUCAAUUUGUUGGGCAGUUCAUGUGACGACAAGAUAAUCGAAAUUCGAAUUCAGCUUCCCCUAUGUUUCUCCUCAGUUUUGUAUUCUUGCUACGCAAACUGUAUUCUGUAAAGAUCUGGUGUGAUUCGCUCUCUUGAGGUCAUGCCACAGCAUCUCAAUCAGGUUGGGGUCAGGACUCUGACUGGGCCACUCCACAAGCUGUAUUUCUUCUGUUGAAGCCAUUCUGUUGCUUGUUUACUUCUAUGCUUUGGGUCGUUUAAAUUGCGUCACCCGUCCUUUGUGUUUGUAUAAAAUUAGUUGAACAAAUAUUUUAGAACAUCGAAAGUAAUCAAAUUAGUUGUAUUUGAAUAAAAUUAGGGUGACACAGUGGCGCAGUAGUGCUGUCGCCUCACAGCAAGAAGGUCGCCGGUUCGAGCCUCGGCUGGGUCGGUUGGCGUUUCUGUGUGGAGUUUCUUCUCCCCGCGCUUUCGUGUGGGUUUCCUCCGGGUGCUCUGGUUUCCCCCACAGUCCAAAGACACGCGGUACAGGUGAAUUGGGUAAGCUAAAUCAGUGUUUCCCAACCCUGUUCCUGGAGGCACACCAACAGUUCAUGUUUUGGAUGUCUCCCUCAUCUGACCCAUUAGCUUCAGCUUUUGGAGUCUCUUCUAAUGUUCUGAUGAGUUGUUUCAGGUGUGUUUGAUUUAGAGAGAGGUUGAGAAUGUGUACUGUUGGCGUGCCUUCAGGAACAGGGUUGGGAAACUCUGCAUUAGAAGAGACUCCAAAACCUGAAGUUAAUGGGUCAGAUGAGGGAGACAUCCAAAACAUGAACUGUUGGUGUGCCUCCAGGAACAGGGUUGGGAAACACUGAGCUAAAUUGUCCGUAGUGUAUGAGUGUGAGUGAGUGUGUUUGGAUGUUUCCCAGAGAUGGGUUGCGGCUGGAAGGGCAUCCGCUGCAUAAAACAUGUGCUGGAUAAGUUGGCGGUUCAUUCCGCUGUGGCGACCCUGGAUUAAUAAAGGGACUAAGCCGACAAGAAAAUGAAUGAAUGAAUAAAAUUAUAAUGGAUAAAAAACGGAUCAGGAAUUGAUCAUGCGAAAAAUUGAUCGUCUAACACAUGAAUCAAGUUUUCGAGACCUAAAUUGCGUCCCUGAAUGUUGUUUCGAACGGAAUGAAAACACAUUAAAGGCUUAACACAUGAAAUUAAUUUAGAAACGCAUUAAGAAAGCUGCAUCUUGCAAAAAACACGAUUUUUUGUCUCAUUUGAGAAGUUUAAAUUGGAUGUAUGUCACGAUAAGGGGAAAACAGACCAUCUUAACUUUUGUUUCAUGUCAACUUUCAGGUUUGUUGAUAUUGCUAUGUGUAAUUAACACUUUGCGACACAGAUAUUUAUAAUUUAUUAUACAUAUAAAUACUGUAAAGCUUAAGUUUUCUGAAGAUGUAGUUAAUGAAGAUAUCUGUAGUUUGUGAAGCUAGUGUUUACAUAGAAUUACUGUGUGGUCGUAAUGUGAAAUAUUGAUCAUAAUGUGAUGUUAUAAUUAUCUAAGUGGAAGCACAAUAAAGUCAUUCCAGUUCACAAUGA